UCUCGCUGUCCUCUUCUACUGCCACUGCCAGUACCAAAACGGUUCUCUUAUCAAAGAAAAACACAACCAAAAAACUGCAUUCAAUCACCCCCUUUUACCAUGGGAAGUGCUUGUUUUUCCUGGGACGUUUGUUUGUUUUUCGUCCUCAUAAAUACUUGUGAGGUGAUGGGGAAUGUUGGACUCGCAGAUGCAGAUGAGUGCUCUGAAGCCACAGAUGACUGUCACAUUGACGCUCUCUGCCAGAAUACCCCCAAAUCCUUCAACUGCAUCUGCAAGCCAGGAUACAAGGGAGACGGCAAGCAGUGCGAAGACAUGGACGAGUGUGAGAAUGACUACAAUGGAGGCUGUGUCCACGAGUGUAUCAACAUCCCGGGCAAUUACAGGUGCACCUGCUACGACGGAUUCAUGUUGGCCCACGACGGACACAACUGUCUGGACGUGGAUGAGUGCCUGGACAACAACGGAGGAUGCCAGCAGGUGUGUGUGAACACCAUGGGAAGCUAUGAGUGUAUGUGCAAGCAAGGCUUUUUCCUCAGCGACAACCAGCAUACCUGCAUCCACCGCUCCGACGAUGGAAUGAACUGCAUGAACAAGGACCACGGCUGCGCCCACAUCUGCAGGGAGACUCCAAAGGGGGGUGUGGCUUGCGAGUGCCGGCCCGGGUUCGAGCUGGCAAAGAACCAGAGAGACUGUACAUUGACGUGUAACUAUGGGAACGGAGGCUGCCAACAUAUGUGUGACGAUACGGAUGUGGGGCCGGUGUGUGGCUGUCACCAGAAGUACGCCCUGCACUCAGACAGCAAGACCUGCAUUGAUCUGUGCUCUGUUGCACCACGAAAAUGUCGCCCGGAGUUUCACGAUGACGAUGAGAGAGAUGAGGCUGCAAUUGAGAGCUCUGAGUUCAAUGCCACGUCAGUAGCUGAUGUGGACAAGCGGGUGAAACGGCGGCUACUUAUGGAAACCUGUGCGGUGAACAAUGGCGGCUGUGACCGGACGUGUAAGGACACGGCUACAGGGGUACGCUGCAGCUGCCCCGUGGGAUUCACCCUGCAGCCAGACGGCAAGACCUGCAAAGACAUAGAUGAAUGCCAGGAGGCGUUCAAUAACGGCGGCUGUGACCAUUUCUGCAGAAACACGGUGGGCUCCUUCGAGUGCAGCUGCCAGAAGGGCCACAAGCUCCUCACUGACGAACGCACCUGCCAGGAUAUUGACGAGUGUUCCUUUGAGAGGACCUGUGACCACACCUGCGUCAACUACCCUGGCAGCUUCGAGUGUGUCUGUCAGGAGGGAUAUACUCUGUACGGCCUCACACACUGCGGAGACAUAGAUGAGUGCAGCAUUAACAACGGGAGCUGUGAGCACAGCUGUGUGAACACACAGGGAGGCUAUGAGUGUCUGUGUCCACCUGGUCAGAAGCUCCACUGGAACAGGAAGGACUGCAUCAAGGCGGUGAAGUGUUUGCCCAAUGGGAAGCCAGCGCCACGCGCCCAGCUCAGCUGUGACAAGAGAGGCGGGGUGGAGGUGUGCUCGCUUUCCUGCCCUUCCAACGCACUCUUCCUCGCAGACUCUGAGAACAGCUACACGCUAAGCUGUGGUGUGCCGGUGCAACCUGGGAAGGCACCACAGAAGAGGAACGCCACCACCGCCCUGCUCACCUGUGCAGAUACGUUACCCCCACCCAUCAAGCAGAAGGCCCGCUUCAAGAUCAAAGAUGCCAAGUGUCACCUGAGACCCAGGAACAAGGAAAAACACAGAGAGACGUCCAAGCCGAGCCUGCAAGGGGGUCCGCUCCCCUGUUCUGAUGACUGCCAGGUGACCUUUGUCAAUCUGAAGUGUGACUCAUCUAAGAAGCGGCGCCGUGGACGCAAGUCCCCUUCCAAAGAGGUUUCCCACAUCACAGCUGAGUUUGAGAUGGAGAUGAAGGAGGAGGAAGCCUCAGGUCAGUGUGACUGUGCAACCUCAGACUCGUGUAACGUGGCGUGUGUGAGGGAGCGUAUGAAGCAGAGGUUACAGAGUGCCAUGCGGACCCUGAGGAAGUCCAUCAACAAGCAGCAGUUCUACAUCCAGUUCUCUGGUACUGAGUACGAGGUGGCCCAGAAACCUGCCCUGCACGUUGAGCAAUGCAGCACCGGACAGGUCUUACGGGACGGCAAGUGUGUGAGUUGUGGUGUGGGGACAUACUAUAGUGGAGACCAUGAUCAGUGUGUUGUGUGUCCCCCUGGUACAUACCAGGACACAAUGGGUCAGCUGUCCUGUGAACCCUGCCCCAGCACCGAGGGACAGGGCAUCGCUGGGGCCAAGAACGUCUCCCAGUGCGGAGGCCAGUGUCCGGCUGGUCAGUAUUCAUCAGAUGGGUUUCGUCCAUGUAACCCCUGUCCCCUGGGCUCCUUCCAGCCGGAGCCUGGUCGUGUCCUCUGCUUCUCCUGUGGAGGAGGCCUCAUGACCAAGUACGAGGGCUCUGUCGCCUUCAGGGACUGUGAGGCCAAAGUCCACUGUGCUCCUGGACACCACUACAACUCCAGUAACCACCGCUGUAUCCGCUGCCCAGCCGGCACCUACCAGUCAGAGUUUGGACAGAACUACUGCAUCACCUGCCCUGGUAACACCACCACCGACUUUGACGGAGCCACCAACGUCUCUCACUGCAAGAACCAGGUGUGUGGGGGUGAGCUGGGGGACUUUACAGGCUUUAUUGAGUCUCCUAACUACCCCGGGGACUACCCGUCCAAUGUAGACUGUAUCUGGACCAUCAACCCUCCUCACAAGAGACGCAUCCUCAUCGUGGUGCCUGAGAUCUUCCUCCCCAUCGAAGAUGAGUGUGGAGAUGUGCUCGUCAUGAGAAAGAGUGCCCUGCCCACCUCCAUCACCACCUAUGAGACGUGUCAGACUUACGAGCGGCCAAUCGCCUUCACCUCCCGCUCCCGCAAGCUCUGGAUCCAGUUCAAGUCCAAUGAGGGCAACAGCGGCAAGGGCUUCCAAGUCCCCUAUGUCACCUACGAUGAGGACUACCAGCAGUUGAUAGAGGACAUUGUCCGGGACGGCAGGCUAUACGCAUCAGAGAAUCACCAAGAGAUACUGAAAGAUAAAAAACUGAUCAAAGCCCUGUUUGAUGUGCUGGCUCACCCCCAGAACUACUUCAGGUACACGGCCCAGGAGUCCAAAGACAUGUUCCCCCGCUCAUUCAUCAAACUGCUGCGCUCCAAAGUCACACGGUUCCUACGGCCGUACAAAUAGGCUGCUACGCCCCCUGUCUGCUACCCAGACACCUACCCCUUAUGUUUGUCCUACGGCCCCUUUCCACCAUCUACUCCUCCCUACUCUUCACCUAGGUCCUUACCCUGUCAACAUCCCCAUAUGUCUUCUUAUCCCCAAGUCUAUACCCAUGCAUAUCUCCUACACCCCCCCGCCACUCUAUCCCUCUCUUUUACACCCCCUCUACUCUCAAACACUUCUUCUACACCCCUAUACUUCUCUUACACCCUCCUCCCCCACACACACACCCCCAACCCUACCCAGAGUUCCUCCUGCUCGCUAUCCCAGCAUUCCCUGCACAGGAACAGAGAACCGUCUCUCCCUCUUUUGUAUUUUUUUUUUCUGCAGUCCUCGUUUUAACUUUCCACCUUUUCCCCUGUACUUUUGGUUUGUUUUGGUUUGUUUUUGUGUUGUUGUUGUUUUUUUGGUUAUAUUUAUAUGUGUAAGAACUUGCAGAAGCCCACAACAUGGAUGUUAGAUAUAUAUGUACGUACAGACAUGUUGGUUACAAGUAAAAUGUAUGUGUAUGUAUGUACGUAUGUUAUUUGUGUUUGUGUGAACAUAUGUAUGUGCACGUAGAUGGUGUGCGAGAGUGACGUCACACGCAGGUACAUGGAUGUAUCUUUAUUUUGUUAUUUUUAAAAGGCCCCUGGCGUGCACAAGAUGGAAGUCAGAAAAAAACGAUUGGUGCACUUAAAUAAUAUUUUACAUCAGCAUUUUCACAUGGGAAAUUAUUUCUAAAGACAUUUCUAAUUUCAGCAUCCCAGACCAUUCCACCUCAAACUGAGUACAGUGAACGAAUACGUUUGAUUUUCAAAAAAGUCACUUUUUUUCUUUUUGAAAGAUAUAUAUAACAAGAUGAAAAAACUACCUGCAAGUAACAGACGUUACUAUAGAGAGAGAUGUAUGUGAUGUAACUAAUAUUUGGAACUUUAAUUGCACUUGAAUUUUAUAUUGUAAACUGUAGAAAAAAAUCUAAGUUACAUUUUUCCUUAUGUUUUGUGUUGUAUAGAAAUGUAUCACCUUGGUUGUAGCAAAGAGAGAGGCAAAAAUAUGUCCCAUUUUGUUCUCACCACACCAGUAACCCAGACCCAAAACCCCCAGUGUUCAAUAUCUUUAGACAGACAACGUCAAAUCCACCCAUUUGCCCUGAAAAGCAGUAUUGCCAGUAAGUAAUCAUUUAAAGGGAAAUGUCCUUAACGACGCACUACUACUUUAGUUGUGGGUGUGCUCCCAUCUCCUAACUCUGCCUCAUCCCUUUAAGACCCUCCUGACUAGCUGCCAGAGAAAAGGGGUGUUUUGUGUAAAGCUUCUUAUAUGAUGGCACUAAGUGCACACUCAAAACCACCUGCUUUUUACGAGUGUCCACUUUCUCAAUCUGUCCUAUUUGGACUUCUCCCAGUUUCUGUAAGUCAUCAACCUAGACUGUUGAUUUCAUAUCUAUAACAAAUCUGUAAGUUUGUUUAUAUUUCUGCACAAUGCAAGUGGAGAAAAUAUGUAUUGUGUGAUGACGAGAGUGUUGGUUUGGAGGUGAAUGUAGUAGCAGAGAUACAGAGGCAGAGGUCUGUUUGAAAGUAUUGUGAUGUCUAUGAGAGUAUCUGUAUGUACAUAGCACUUGCAACUGUAACCAUAACCCAGAAAGUGCCCAAACUAACCUCAAGUAGUCAAACGUUCUGACAAAAUUACACUUUCAUUGUUCUCCCCCUUGUAACACUCUCCAGCAGAGUCCGUUUGCAUUUAUAAACUGGGUGGUUCAAGCCCUGAAUGCUGAUUGGCUGACAGCCGUGGUAUAUCAGACCGUAUACCACG
Messenger RNA from Coregonus clupeaformis (lake whitefish), 5061 nucleotides. Its product is annotated as signal peptide, CUB and EGF-like domain-containing protein 1. Gene Ontology annotation, molecular function: calcium ion binding. Gene Ontology annotation, biological process: signal transduction. The transcript has 24 exons. The record is from RefSeq and is a predicted model, not a curated record. Lineage: Eukaryota; Metazoa; Chordata; Actinopteri; Salmoniformes; Salmonidae. Bases 100 to 3234 code for a protein of 1044 amino acids. Gene Ontology annotation, cellular component: cell surface.